AUGAAUCGCAGCAGCACGGAGGCCGUAGGCCCCUAUAUGUACACUGAGAGGCAGCAGGCCUUUAGCAGCAGCAGCAGCAGCAGCAGCAGCAGCAGCGGGCUGCACCACGGAGGAGCCCCUCAGCACCGGCGUAUGCCUCGCUCUGUCUUCCAGCACCAGCAGCAGCAGCAGCAUGAAGAUUUGCUGCAGCAGCAGCACCAUCUGUAUGAAGGUGGUUUGUCUAGCAAACGGAGCAGCAGAGCAACCGAAGCGGAGGCGUUUCUGCACGAAGAAGCAGCAGCAAGAGCAGCAGCAGCAGCAGCAGGAGAUAUAACAACUCCUGCGAACCUUACGACAGCAACCAAUUUAUCUGAAGAUGACGCAUCAGAUAUAUCGGAUGCAGUUGGGGGCCUCGUCUACAGCAACUCACAGCAGCGCGGCAUGCAGCAGCAGCAGCAGCAGCAGCUUGUGUCUCCUGAUGGACACUCAGCAUCCGUGUCUCGGCUAACUCGAAUAACAGCACGACGCGAGGAUGUCAAUGCCGAGGAUUUGGCUGUGUUGCUGCGGAGACAGCUGCUGGGGUGUCUCCUUCAUAAAAAGAAAGCAGCAGCAGGAGCUGCUGCUGCCGUGCUGCUGCUGCUCGCUGCAGCUGCUGCAGUGUUGCUGCUCCUCGCAGCAGCAGGCCUAGGAUUUCACAGCCAAACCCCAACGGAGCCUCCCGCCUCAGUUGUCCCAGAAGCCACUACGCCGGCCCCGGAGUCUUCCCCUGAGCUCGCUGCACUUAGGCGGGAGUUGGCUGCGCAGCGCGUUGCAAUGCAGCAGCAGCAGCAGCAGCACGAGCAGCAACAGCAUCUGCUGCAGCAGCAGCUUGAACAGUUAUUGCAGCAGCAAAAGCAACAGCAGCAGCAGCAACAGCUAGUUGCCGCUGAUCCAGAUGUAGCAGCCGCAGCAGCAGCAGCGGCAGCAGCAGCAGCAGCAGCAGAACGAGAGGCAUUAGCUGAAGAAGUGGCAGCAGCAAAGCAACACGUCGCUGAGCUUGAGGCGAAGAACGAUGGCUUCUGGGAGCAGCUGCAGCAACUGCAGCAGCAGCUGCAGCAGCAGCAGCAGCAGCUAGGCACGAUCGGUGCUGCAGGCUCUCAGCCGCUGCCAGCGGGGCUGCGACAGAAGAUAGAAGAAGUGCAUGCGAGGCUAGCAGCAGAAGAAGAGACAGAUGUUGACUGGGCGCUGGAGUCUGUUGGCGCUCGCAUUAUUCAUUCGGAGACAUCUCCGCCGCUAAUCCCAGCGGGGACUGUAUGGGGAGGUUUACAGCAGCAGUUGCUGCAGCUGUUGGGUGUGCAGCAGCAGCAGCAGCCAGCAGCAGCAGCAGCAUUGCUGCACCGCCCUGCGGAGACAGUGCUGAGGCCUGAGCGACUACCAGGCAACUGCUAUGCUUUUAAAGGCCCCACAGGAAGAAUUGCUGUUUUGCUGCCAGCAGCAGUGUAUGUACAGUCCGUAGCUGUAGACGACAUGGUGUCUGUCUUGAGCCGUGAUACAGCACCAAAGAGAAUGCGAGUGUGGGGCUAUCCUGAUAAAAAUAGGCUUUAUGCUCCUUCUCAUCUUAGCAGCAGCAGCAGCAGCAGCAGCAGCAGCAGCAGCAACAGCAGCAACAGCAGCAGUACGAGCUUACAGGAACUACCCCUUUCAGAGAGCAGCAGCGGCAGCAGCUGGCUGGGAUCAGUGCUGUCUAUACAGCCCAGCAGCAAGCCAGCAGCAGCAGGAGCAGCAGCAGGUGCGUUGCUGCUGGGGGAGUUCGUGCUGGAGCGAGGCAGCAAAAGCUGCCGCUUCGAAGUGCAGCAGCAGCAGCAGCAGCAGCCUCUAAAGAAAAUUGUAUUUGAAUUCCUAGAGAACUUCGGUAACAGCAAAUAUACCUGCAUCUACAGAUUAAGGGUUCAUGGCAGCAAGGCUGUGCUGCUCAGCAGCAGCAGCAGCAGCAGCAGGAAGAGCAGCACCAGCAGCUGA
Molecule: messenger RNA, 1977 nt
Organism: Eimeria acervulina
Lineage: Eukaryota; Apicomplexa; Conoidasida; Eucoccidiorida; Eimeriidae
Exons: 10
Coding region: 1-1977 (658 amino acids)
Biological process (GO): nuclear envelope organization
Cellular component (GO): nuclear envelope
Molecular function (GO): protein-membrane adaptor activity
Source: RefSeq, a predicted model, not a curated record